Epithele typhae is the source of this 927-nucleotide messenger RNA. Its product is annotated as ribonuclease H2 subunit A. Bases 1 to 927 code for a protein of 308 amino acids. Gene Ontology annotation, biological process: DNA replication, removal of RNA primer; mismatch repair. The transcript is spliced from 7 exons. The record is from RefSeq and is a predicted model, not a curated record. NCBI's taxonomy places the organism in Eukaryota, Fungi, Basidiomycota, Agaricomycetes, Polyporales, Epitheliaceae. Gene Ontology annotation, molecular function: RNA-DNA hybrid ribonuclease activity; RNA binding. Gene Ontology annotation, cellular component: ribonuclease H2 complex.
AUGCCGGGUUCUGAAGAUGAAGCCGGCCCAUCAAGCAUCCCAUCCAUCGCCGACCCCUCCGUUCCUCUGACGGACUCCUACACAUACCACUCUCCCACCCCCACCUCGCCUGGUCCCUACAUCCUCGGAGUCGACGAGGCGGGGCGCGGGCCCGUGCUCGGCCCCAUGGUGUAUGGCGUAGCCUACUGCCCCGUCGCGUACAAGGACGACCUGGAGCAGCUCGGCUUCGCAGACUCCAAAACGCUCACGGCGCAGGUGCGCGAGUCGCUGCUGGGCACCCUGGCGUCGGAUCCGAGCAACCUCGGCUGGUCCGUGCGCGUCCUGAGCCCCAAGGACAUCUCCGCGGGGAUGCUCCGGCGCCCGCCGACGAACCUCAACGUGCAGGCGCGACAGGCCACGGUGCUCCUCAUCCGCGAGGUGCUCGCGCGCGGCAUGCAGCUCUCUGAGGUCUACGUCGACGCGCUCGGGAAGACGGGCCCGUACCAGGCGUACCUCUCCUCGCUCUUCCCGGACAUCGCCUUCACCGUCGAGACCAAGGCGGACAUGAAGUACAAGGUCGUCGGCGCGGCGAGCGUCGCGGCCAAGGUCACGCGCGACGCGUGGAUCGAGGGAUGGGUGUACGAGGAGUGCACGCCGCCGCCGCGGGCGGUCCUGUGGGCGAAGGAGACGGGGAGCGGGUAUCCUUCAGACCCAAAAACGCAGGCGUGGAUCAAGAAGUCGUUGGAUCCGACGUUUGGCUACCCUUCGUUCGUGCGGUUUUCGUGGGCUACAAUCAAGGUCGUGCUUGAGAAGGAUGCGCACGAGGUGGAAUGGAUCGACGACGGGGAUACUGCCCUUCAGAAAGCCUUCCUCAGUGGAACAGGCCGUGACAAGGAUCGUUGUGCGGUCGCGAAGGACCUCUGUCUUUCGAGCGUCGGCGUGUUGUAG